AAAAGGAAAAGGAUAAGGAAAUAGAGAGAAAGAAGCACAUGUGCGAUCUCCUCCCCUGCGCCCUUUCCCAUCUCCCGUCUCCGAAAUCUCCGCUUUUAGCCGAACCGCGGCCCGACCAAAUGCUGCGUUUUGCAGCUUGUAAUCUUCUCUUCAGGGCUUCGAUAUAAGGCUGCGGCGGUGGCAGGCGAAAUCCCUCGCGUCUUCCCCCUUUUUUAUCUGAGGGGGAGUUUAGAGGGAGAGGGGAGGCGGGAAAUCCGAUAGUUCGUGGGUCCUCGUUGACCACCUCCCGUCCUCGGAGGCCACCCAGAUAGGAAGGGUUGCAGAUCGGUUGGUGCCUCGGUUGGGGCGGAUGAUGGCUGUCGGUGGUGGCGGUGGGGAGGAGAUGGAGAGGGACUUCGAGGCGAAGCUCCGGCUGCAGCAGCCGGAGACGACCGGGGAUGGGGGUCAUGCCCGCCCGGCGGUGCAGAGGACCAACAGCAUUGUCUUCAGGGCGCCGCAGGAGCAGUUCACCAUCAAUGAUUUCGAGCUGGGGAAGAUAUAUGGCGUCGGUUCCUACUCAAAGGUAGUCAGGGCAAAGAAAAAGGACACAGGAAAUGUCUAUGCUUUGAAAAUUAUGGACAAGAAGUUUAUUGCUAAAGAAAAUAAAGUUUCUUAUGUAAAGCUGGAGCGCAUUGUGCUUGAUCAGUUGGACCAUCCUGGCAUAAUCAGGCUUUGUUUUACAUUCCAAGAUACCUACUCUCUCUACAUGGCACUCGAGUGUUGUGAAGGUGGUGAGCUGUUUGACCAAAUAACCAGGAAAGGUCAUCUAUCUGAGGAUGAGGCUCGCUUCUAUGCUGCUGAAGUUAUUGAUGCUAUGGAAUAUAUCCAUGGUGUAGGAUUAAUUCAUCGGGAUAUUAAGCCAGAGAACUUACUGCUGACCACUGAUGGACACAUUAAAAUUGCUGAUUUUGGCAGUGUGAAGCCCACCAAGGAUAGCCAAAUUACAGUUCUUCCAAAUUCAGCAAAUGAAAAGACAUGUACUUUUGUUGGAACGGCUGCUUAUGUCCCUCCAGAAGUUCUUAAUUCUUCUCCAGCAACCUUCGGGAAUGAUCUGUGGGCCCUUGGAUGCACCUUAUAUCAGAUGCUCUCUGGUUCAUCUCCCUUUAAAGAUGCUAGUGAAUGGCUCAUUUUCCAAAGGAUCAUAGCGAGAGACCUAAAAUUUCCUGAGUACUUUUCACAUGAAGCAAGAGACCUUAUUGAUAAGUUAUUGGAUACAGAUCCAAGUAAAAGACCAGGUGCUGGACCUGAUGGUUAUGCUUCUCUCAGAAAGCAUCCUUUUUUCAAAGGAAUUGAUUGGAAGAACUUGCGAAAAGCAUCAGCACCAAAACUUGCUCUGGAGAAGGAUACCAGUGUGGAUUAUGAUAGUCAGGAUACUUCAUGGAACCCCAUACAUGUUGGAGGUGCUCCCUCUCACCAACAAGGCAUACCAGAUGGAAGCCCAGUUGCCACAUCAUCUUUUGUGCCUCAGUCUCAUAUUUCUAGGCUGGCUUCAAUUGAUUCUUUUGACUCUAAAUGGCAAGAGUUUCUUGAGCCGGGUGAGACUAUUGUUAUGAUCUCAAAUCUGAAGAAAGUUCAGAAGUUGACUAACAAAAAAGUGCAACUCAUUCUUACUGACAAACCCAAAUUGCUAUAUGUGGAUCCCUCCAAAAUGACAGCUAAUGUAAACAUAAUUUGGUCGGAUAACGCCGGUGACCUCAGUGUCCAAGUGGCAAGUUCAUCACAUUUCAAGAUAUGCACUCCCAAAAAAGUUAUUUCAUUUGAAGAUGCAAAACAGCGGGCAUGGCAGUGGAAGAAGGCAAUCGAAGGGCUUCAACAUUGUUGAAUCUGCAAACUGCUACAACCUUUCCAACAUAUAAUACUUCUUUCAAAUACCAAUUUGUUUCAAGAAGGGUAAUACUAUAAAAUGAGUUAAUAGUACCAGUUCACUGCUUGCAUCAUCAUUCCAGAGAUGGUCUACCUUCUGCCAAUGUUAAAAUUCUGAUGUACAAGAUCUCAAAGUUUUUCUAUGUAGAUUGUCAUAAUUCACAGAUGCAAUUUGGUCUGAUUGAGGAAGUAUUUGCUCGUUGACCAUGAUGGGAACGCGGCCACAGAAAUUUUGGGGCAUCGAGGUGUGUCAUAUGUACUUGUCAUUGUUUACUGAUCCUGUUAAUGACCUUGUUCUUGGCCAAUAUUGCUUAGGAUAGUGAUUUUGAAUGCCU
This is a messenger RNA of Musa acuminata AAA Group (dessert banana), 2237 nucleotides long. Its product is annotated as 3-phosphoinositide-dependent protein kinase 2. Gene Ontology annotation, biological process: intracellular signal transduction; peptidyl-serine phosphorylation. The coding region runs from base 350 to 1861 and encodes 503 amino acids. The record is from RefSeq and is a predicted model, not a curated record. The transcript has 11 exons. Lineage: Eukaryota; Viridiplantae; Streptophyta; Magnoliopsida; Zingiberales; Musaceae. Gene Ontology annotation, molecular function: protein serine/threonine kinase activity; ATP binding.